Molecule: messenger RNA, 747 nt
Organism: Kazachstania africana CBS 2517
Lineage: Eukaryota; Fungi; Ascomycota; Saccharomycetes; Saccharomycetales; Saccharomycetaceae
Gene: TPI1
Product: triose-phosphate isomerase TPI1
Exons: 1
Coding region: 1-747 (248 amino acids)
Biological process (GO): glyceraldehyde-3-phosphate biosynthetic process; glycolytic process; gluconeogenesis
Cellular component (GO): cytosol
Molecular function (GO): triose-phosphate isomerase activity
Source: RefSeq, a predicted model, not a curated record
AUGGCCAGAACUUUCUUCGUUGGUGGUAACUUCAAAUUAAACGGUAACAAAAAAUCCAUUAAGGAAAUUGUCGAAAGAUUAAACGGCGCUUCCUUAGCUGAAGAUGUCGAAGUUGUUGUCUGCCCACCAGCUGCUUACUUAGACUACACUGUCUCCUUAGUUAACAAGAAGCAACUUUCCGUCGGUGCUCAAAACACCUACUCUAAGGCUUCUGGUGCUUACACUGGUGAAAACUCUGUUGACCAAGUCAAGGACUUAGGUGCUAAGUGGGUCAUCUUAGGUCACUCUGAAAGAAGAACUUACUUCCACGAAGAUGACAAGAUCGUUGCUGAAAAAACCAAGUUCGCUUUAGACAACGGUGUUGGUGUCAUCUUAUGUAUUGGUGAAACUUUCGAAGAAAAAGAAGCCGGUAUCACUUUACAAGUUGUUGAAAGACAAUUAAACGCUGUCAUUGCUGAAGUCAACGACUGGACCAACGUCGUUAUUGCUUACGAACCAGUCUGGGCUAUUGGUACUGGUUUAGCUGCUACUGCUGAUGAUGCUCAAGAAAUUCACGCUUCUAUCAGAAAGUUCUUAGCUGAAAAAUUAGGUGCUGAUGCUGCUGAAAAGAUCAGAAUCUUAUACGGUGGUUCUGCUAACGGUGCUAACUGUUCUACUUUCAAGGACAAGAAGGAUGUUGAUGGUUUCUUAGUCGGUGGUGCUUCUUUAAAGCCAGAAUUCGUCGACAUUGUCAACACUAGAAAAUAA